Octopus sinensis (East Asian common octopus) is the source of this 753-nucleotide messenger RNA. Its product is annotated as N-alpha-acetyltransferase daf-31-like. Gene Ontology annotation, biological process: N-terminal peptidyl-glutamic acid acetylation. Gene Ontology annotation, molecular function: protein N-terminal-serine acetyltransferase activity; protein-N-terminal-glutamate acetyltransferase activity. Gene Ontology annotation, cellular component: NatA complex. Lineage: Eukaryota; Metazoa; Mollusca; Cephalopoda; Octopoda; Octopodidae. The record is from RefSeq and is a predicted model, not a curated record.
AUGGAAUCAGUUAAAUGCAUUGAUCCCGACAAGGAGCAUAACUUUGAAGCAAUUCCACUUUCACGUGACACAAUUCAGCGCCGACAGUUUCAUAUUGCCGAGCAUCUUAAUCUAUCACUCCUACAAAAAUUAAAUUCUCAAACUACAUUAUUUUCACUUGCCAUUGAUGAGUCGAAUGAUAUAUGUGAUUCUGCUCAGCUGAUCAUAUUUAUUCGUACUCUAUCCUUCGAUUUUGAAAUACAUGAGAAUUUUCUAUCCAUGAAGUCACUACCUGGAAAUGUGGAAGAUUUAAUAAAAAUGCAGCAUUGUAAUCUUUUGUGCCUCCCCGAGAACUACCAACUUAAAUACUACUCCUACCAUCUUCUUUCAUGGCCACAAAUCUCCUACGUUGCUGAAUCAGGGAAUCAAAUCGUGGGAUAUGUCUUGGCCAAAAUGGAAGAGGAGGCUGUCCAGGCACCCCACGGACAUAUCACCUCCCUGGUAGUGCAUUUAAACAUUCCCGCUGUAAAGCGGACAUACCGAAAGUACGGAAUUGCCAGGAAACUGAUGGAAUUGGCCUGCCAGGCAAUGGACGAGUGUUUUGGAGCAGAGAAGGUGACCUUGCAUGUCCGCAUAUCCAAUCGUCCUGCCUACAAUCUCUAUAACAACAGUCUUGGUUUUAGUGUGACCAAUGUGGAGCCCAAAUACUACGCAGACGGGGAAGAUGCCUAUGCCAUGUCCAGACCUGUUCGGCCUUUCCUUAAUAAUGCUUAA